AUGGAAAAUCUGACUGUGGUGACUGAAUUCACUCUUGAAGGACUUUCUAACAACCCACAACUGCACAAUCUACUCUUUGUAGUGUUUUUGAUUAUCUAUUUCAUUACACUUGUUGCAAAUAUGACUAUCAUUCUGGUUACUGGGGCAGAUCCUCACCUUCACACACCAAUGUACUUCUUCCUUUCUCAUUUAUCAUUUGUGGAUAUCUGCUAUUCCUCAGUCACUGUUCCAAAGAUGCUGGAGAACCUUGUAGCCAAGAAGACCAUCUCAGCCAGUGGAUGUAUUGCCCAGAUGUUUUUCAUUAUAAUGCUGGCUUGCACAGAAAUUCUAAUCCUGUCUGUCAUGGCGUAUGACCGAUAUGCUGCUAUAUGUCUCCCAUUGCAUUACCUGGAGACUAUGAACAAAAAAAUGUGCAAUCAGAUGAUAGUGGGUGCCUGGGUGGUCAGUUUUCUCCAUGCCCUCAUUAACACUCUCCCUGUCUCAGCAUUACACUUCUGUGGGCCUAACAGAGUCAGCAAUUUCAGUUGUGAACUCCCUCCACUUUUGUUGUUAUCCUGCUCGGACAUUUUAGUGAAUGAAAUUGUACUCCUGGCCUCUCUUGUGAUGUUUGUCAUGAGUGCCUCAAUCCUCACCUUGGUGUCAUAUGUUCAUAUCCUCUUCACCAUCCUCAAAAUACCAUCCACAGAAGACAGAAGCAAGGCUUUUUCCACCUGCAGCUCACAUCUCAUUGUUGUUAGUUUAUUUUAUGUGACAGGUUUUUUUCGGUACAUGAAACCUGCUUCAGGCUACUCACUGGAAAGGGACCAACUUGUAGGAGUUCUAUACAGCAUCUUAACACCAACGUUCAACCCUCUCAUUUACCGCCUAUGGAACAAGGAAGUGAAAUUGGCAGUGAGAAGGAUAAUGGGUAAUAGAAUGCACUUGAGAUGA
Molecule: messenger RNA, 930 nt
Organism: Varanus komodoensis (Komodo dragon)
Lineage: Eukaryota; Metazoa; Chordata; Lepidosauria; Squamata; Varanidae
Product: olfactory receptor 5V1-like
Exons: 2
Coding region: 1-930 (309 amino acids)
Biological process (GO): G protein-coupled receptor signaling pathway
Cellular component (GO): membrane
Molecular function (GO): G protein-coupled receptor activity; olfactory receptor activity
Source: RefSeq, a predicted model, not a curated record